Oncorhynchus mykiss (rainbow trout) is the source of this 2163-nucleotide messenger RNA. Its product is annotated as leukotriene B4 receptor 1-like. The record is from RefSeq and is a predicted model, not a curated record. Gene Ontology annotation, biological process: positive regulation of cytosolic calcium ion concentration; inflammatory response; complement receptor mediated signaling pathway. Lineage: Eukaryota; Metazoa; Chordata; Actinopteri; Salmoniformes; Salmonidae. Gene Ontology annotation, cellular component: plasma membrane. Gene Ontology annotation, molecular function: leukotriene receptor activity; complement receptor activity.
AUUUGUUGUGAUAUCAUAUCCCCAGUGCUUCCCCUCGCUUGCGUUCAAGAACAUGGCGCAAUAAUGGCAGAAGGAGUACAAGAGUGAGUAAAGAGAGGAGAGAAGGAAGACUGAGACGUGGAGGCAAGUGGACGGACAGAUCAAACAUUUACAAAAUAGCCAACAAAAGCACUUCCUGUGGAUUUGCUCUGAGAAGAUAACUCCACAAGUGAACCAGCUCAUAAAGUAGUGAGGACUGCGAAUCCCAAAGUUCUUACAAACCAAAGAUUCUUCAAUUCCCUCCCUAAAUGGCGUCAGACCUCUCCAUCUCCGCUGCCCCCCCCAGCUCCCCUCCACCUCUCCUCUCGCCUCCUCCCCUUUCUCACCAGUCAAACCAGAUCGGCAUCUCCAUCCUGGUCCUAGCAUUCGUCUUCGGUUUCCCCGGUAACCUCUUUGUUGUGUGGUCGGUGCUGUGCCGUGUGAGGCAUCGGUCAGUUACCUGCCUGCUCGUCUUAAACCUCGCUGUGGCCGACGCGUUGGUGUUGCUAAGCUCCCCGCUUUUCCUGCGCUUCCUGGCAGGCGGGCGAGGCUGGGAGUUCGGGGCGGUGGCCUGUAAAAUGGUACACUACCUGUGCUGUGUCAACAUGAACGUGUCCAUCUACCUGAUCAGCCUGAUGAGCUUGGAUCGCUGGCUGGCCGUGGCAAGGCCAUUCUUGGCCCAGAGGAUGAGGACCAAGAAAACCCUGAUGGCUGUUCUACUGGGGAUCUGGGUGCUGGCUUUCGUCUUGGCACUGCCCAUGGCCUUCUAUCGCAGUAACCUGAAGCUGCACAUGAACAGCUCCGUGACCGUCUGCAUGUCGUACCACUGGAAAAGUGUGGGUCACCAGGUGUUCCAGUACCUGUUUGAGACCGUCCUGGGCUUCUUCCUCCCCUUCACUUUCAUCAUCGUCUGCUACACCUCCGUCAUCUGUGGACUACGCAGGGCCAUGUUCCAGCACAAGGGACGGGGAAACCGUCUCAUCCUCCUCAUCAUCGGCACCUUCGCUCUCUUCUGGCUGCCCUACCACGUGGUCAACAUCUUACAGGUGAUUGGUCUACUUGGUGAUAAUGACACUCUGUUUAAAGCAGCCGCGGUGGCCCGUCCCAACGUCACAGCGCUCGCUUUCCUGAGCAGCAGCGUGAACCCUGUGCUGUAUGUGUUCGCUGGCAGCUCCCACAUCCGCCAGGCCGGCCUCAGCUUCAUGGCCAAGCUCUUCGAGGGCACCAACAUUGAGGGAGGGACCUCUGCCUCCUUUACCCGCAGCACAAAGUCCAGCCGGAGUGGUUCCUCGGCCCCGCUGUCACUCAAGCUGGGGCGGUCGGGGAAGGGGAAGGAGGGGGAUAGGAAUAGUGUGACGGAGCUGCAGGAAGUUGAGGUCAAGGUUAAGUCCAAGCCGGAGCUCAAGACUUUGACCUCCAAUGAUCAGUUGGAGUAGUGUUACUUUUUGUGGCCUACUGUACUAGUCAUAGGUUAACCGUAUUUAAUGUAUUUCGCAGAUCUUUGAUACAAUUUGUGCUUUAUAUCUAGUGUUUGUGGUUGCCUCCAUGCAAUUUCUGGAUAAUAAUAUUGUAAAAUAUCCUUAAAGUUUUAACCUGUUGACAAAUCGAGUCAAAGGCUGAGCCAAUGGCUGAGCCAAUGGCUGAGCCAAAGGCUGAGCCAAAGGCUGAGUCAAAGGCUGAGUCAAAGGCUGAGCCAAAGGCUGAGUCAAAGGCUGAGUCAAAGGCUGAGCCAAAGGCUGAGCCAAAGGCUGAGCCAAAGGCUGAGUCAAAGGCUGAGCCAAAGGCUGAGCCAAAGGCUGAGCCAAAGGCUGAGCCAAAGGCUGAGUCAAAGGCUGAGUCAAAGGCUGAGCCAAAGGCUGAGCCAAAGGCUGAGCCAAAGGCUGAGUCAAAGGCUGAGCCAAAGGCUGAGCCAAAGGCUGAGUCAAAGGCUGAGUCAAAGGCUGAGUCAAAGGCUGAGUCAAAGGCUGAGUCAAAGGCUGAGUCAAAGGCUGAGUCAAAGGCUGAGCCAAAGGCUGAGCCAAAGGCUGAGCCAAAGGCUGAGUCAAAGGCUGAGUCAAAGGCUGAGUCAAAGGCUGAGUCAAAGGCUGAGUCAAAGGCUGAGCCAAAGGCUGAGUCAAAGGCUGAGUCAAAGGCUGAGUCAAAGGC